Messenger RNA from Rotaria sordida, 456 nucleotides. The record is from the annotation of a GenBank genome assembly. NCBI's taxonomy places the organism in Eukaryota, Metazoa, Rotifera, Eurotatoria, Philodinida, Philodinidae.
AUGUGUGGUCCAAAACAAACCAUGAUUAAUCAAGGAAGGCAACUAUGUUGUCGCAAUGAUACCAAUGGUGUACCAACAAUUGGUAUUGGAUAUCAACUUACACGAAAUGAUUUUGAAACAGUCAUGUUAACGUAUAAUUUGACAUUUUCAAAUGUUUUAAGUGAUUGUCAAAGAAACACAAGUAAAUACUGUAUGACAAAUGAUCAAGCUGAAGAAAUUUUUUAUAAAAUUUCCUAUAGAGAAGCUACAGAAUGUACUGAUAAAUAUGUUUCUAAUUUGCCACCAAUGAAACGAAACGCAAUUAUUGAUGUAGCUGCUUGUAGUUGCCGAGCAUUGAACACAUUCAUUAAAAUGAGGCAAGCAUUACAAACGAAUAAUUGGACAGGAGCUGCAGAAGAGUUGAAAGAUUCAACAUGGUGUAGUCAAAAUCGUAUCCAAGCACAAGUAACUCAUUAA